This is a messenger RNA of Thamnophis sirtalis, 2361 nucleotides long. The record is from RefSeq and is a predicted model, not a curated record. Lineage: Eukaryota; Metazoa; Chordata; Lepidosauria; Squamata; Natricidae.
GCGUCCCCGCAGCGGUGGCGGACACGUGGCUGUAGCUGGGGCAGGGUCGGUGGUGGUGGUGGUGGUGGGAGGGGGUGUAGCCUACGCCAAUCAUGCUGUCCAGGAAGGGGAUCAUCCCUGAGGAGUACGUGCUGACCCGACUGGCCGAGGAUGUCCCGGAUCACACGCGCCACCGAACCCGGGAGCGUCGGGCCAGGUUCGUGGGCAAAAACGGGGCGUGCAAUGUGGCGCACAAGAACAUCCGGGAGCAGGGCCGCUUCCUGCAGGACGUCUUCACCACCUUGGUGGACCUGAAGUGGCCCCACACGCUGAUCAUCUUCACCAUGACCUUCCUGUGCAGCUGGCUGCUCUUCGCUAUGAUUUGGUGGCUAAUCGCCUUCGCCCACGGGGACCUGGACCACAGCACCCGCCAGCUGCGCCGUCAAGACGGGCUCGGGGAUCGGGAGGCGGCGGCGACCCACUUUGUGCCCUGCGUAACCGACAUCAAUUCCUUCACCUCCGCUUUCCUCUUCUCCAUCGAGGUGCAGGUGACCAUCGGCUUCGGGGGCCGCAUGGUGACCGAAGAAUGCCCCCUCGCCAUCCUUAUCCUCAUCCUGCAGAACAUCGUGGGGCUGCUGAUCAACGCCAUCAUGCUGGGCUGCAUUUUCAUGAAGACCUCGCAGGCGCACCACCGCGCCGAGACGCUCAUCUUCAGCAAGCACGCCGUGAUCGCGCUCCGCGGGGGGAAGCUCUGCUUCAUGCUGCGCGUGGGCGACCUGCGCAAGAGCAUGAUCAUCUGCGCCAGCAUCCGCAUGCAGGUGGUGAAGAAGAGCACCAGCCAGGAGGGCGAGGUGAUGCCCCUCAACCAGAUCGAGAUCCAGAUGGAGAACCCGGUGGGGGGCAAUAGCAUCUUCCUGGUCUCCCCGCUCAUCAUUUACCACGUGAUAGACAAGAAUAGCCCCCUGUACGAGGUAGCCCCAGCCAGCCUCACUCACCACGAGGACCUGGAGGUGAUUGUCAUCCUUGAAGGGGUGGUAGAAACCACAGGCAUCACCACCCAAGCCAGGACCUCUUACCUAGCGGAUGAAAUACUUUGGGGCCAGAGGUUUGUGCCUAUAGUGUCAGAGGAGGAUGGACAAUACUCGGUAGACUAUUCAAAGUUUGGCAACACGGUGAAGGUGCCCACUCCAAACUGCACAGCCAAACAAUUGGAUGAAGACCUGAGUAUCAUGGACACUAUUUCUUUGUCACCCAAAGGCACCAUCAGAAAAAGGUCUGUUAGGUUAAAGCCCAAAUUUACCAUAUCUGAGGAGACCUUGUGACAACUCUGUGGACUUGCCUGUGACAGCAGGCAUAAGAGACAUGGAGGCAGCCUCUGUUUCAUUUUUCAGGUUGGUCCCAUCGAUUUAUGGGCUGUAUUUAAUGUUUGUGAUGUAAGACGAAGUAUGUGACUCAGGGUAACAUCAGGAAAACUGAGCAUGCAUAAAGCUUUCUUCAGCUUUCUUAUGUACUGUAUUUGCCCUUGAGAUAGGUAAAUCUCCCAAAAAGAUAGACAUCUCUUUUUUUUUUCUUGAGAAAUUAUUUUCUAUGUUUGGGAUUGAAUUAUUUCUUUUUCCACAAUGAAAAGGCACUAAUACUGUAAUCAGCUAUUUAUACUUACGAAAAGACACUAUAGGUGCAAGAGUGCCCAUUGAUGUGGCUAUACUGAACGAAUAAAUGUAUUGAUUCAAUUUAUAAAUGAUAACUGCAUGCUUCCUUUGAUUGCAGGUGAAUUAGGAGGUAUAUUGGCUUAUGGUAUGCAAUAGGUGAUAUAAUAAAGUUAAUUCCACAUGUUGUGUUAGGACAUACAGGGAAAAAUUUUUUUUAAAAAAAAUUAGAUAAUUAGGAGGAAAAGCAGUCAGGAUUGUGGUCUGCAAAAGAAAAAAUGAAUUUCUGAGUAGUACAAUCCUAUCCAGAUCUACUCAAAAAUAGGUUCCACUGAGUUCAGAGGGACUUAUUUUUAAUUCAGUUAAUAUAGGAUUUUAACUUCAAUGGGUUUAGAGUGUCAUAGUCACCCUUCGCUGCUACCCCAAUCUUUUUUUUACUGUAAAACACUGUAUAUUAUUUGUAUGAAAAAUAUUGAAUUAAUGUGGGCACUUUUAUGUAACUUACCUGCAGGAGCAGACUCUGUUUGAAUGUUAUAACUGAAAAUUGAUCUUUCCAGUUUUUUGAAAAAGGAUAACAUUUGAAAAAAUACAGAUAUUUUUAAGGAAAGAAUACUGGGUAACCAACUGGUUUGAUCUUUCUCGUUUUCAGUUCCUAUAAUAUUCACUGACAAAUAGAAGCAGUAGGGUUGACAAAUGUAAUCCUAGCUGUCAUGUGAAUUCCCAUCUCUAUCAAAUG